UUUACUACCGGUUUGAAUUUAAUUGGUUAAAUUACAACAAAAUCAACACUGCAAAGGUGUUUUUAACAGUAAAAUGGAGAACGAUAUAUUAGAUUCACUUACCGACUUGGGCUACGAUGGUCCCCUCUCCGAUGAGGUGGCAUUUUCGAAAGCUCUUGACGGUGGGCCCAAAUCGUUAGAGUUCACCAAACUGGUCCACAUACUAGCCGAAGAACUAAAGAAGCUGUUACAACUCGAAGAGACUGUCAACAUGAUGACCAGCGUAGACGAAUCUAGUUCGUUUUUGCUAGAAUUGAGCUCAUUUUUGAAGGAGUUGGGUUGUCCUUACAAAAAGCUGGUUGUAGGACACAUGUCAGCCCGACUUCAAAGCAAGGAGGACCGACUUCUGCUGCUAGACUAUCUGGUGUCGGAGCUGAUGGCAGCGAGAAUGCAGCGCGUUGACUGCCCCAAGGAGAAGUCUACGUCUGGCAUGGACAUUAUUGUGCAAGAGUCACCAACUGCGAAGAACCUGAAAGACAUUCUUAUAGCAUUGAAGUUUAACAAGCCUCCACCGAACAUCACCCCCGAAGUGCUAUUCGCUAAGUUAGAAGCCAAACUAAAGGACACCAUUCAGAAAGACGUAUUAUCUGAAACACCUAAGCAAGCGUCUUCAAGUAAGAAACCCGCUGAAGAAUUAGGCAACAACAGCAACCUGACCACGGACCCCGUCACCAGGGAAAUACUCGACAUAAUGGAAACUAUUAAGAAUAUCAGGACUAAAUUCCAAUCUUGCACAUCAAUGUUCGACAAAAUCAUCUGCCUUAUCACAGCUAGGGACACCCAAGUGCCAACUAGCGUGCAUCACGACAGUCCUCGUAAGCUGCCGAGUUAUAUUAAAAAGCUUAUACGUCAAAAGAACGCUCUGCGCAACCGAGAGCAAAAGCUACCUCGUGGUGACUUAAAGAGGCAAUUGCGCUCUUUGGUUAACAAAAUCCAGGCAUGCAUACGAAGCCUCAUUACAUACCAUCAAGACAAGAUCUGGAACGAUAAACUGGCGAAGGUCGACAAUGCUAACUCUGACCUCUGGCGACUCACUAGGUCCUUUCAAUCCAAUUCUUCUAUCAUUCCUCCGUUAAAAAGACCUAAUGGUACUCUUGCCACUUCGGCUGUUGAACAAGCAAAUGAACUUGCCUUAGCAUUUAACUCAAAUAUGUGCCUUACUAAGGAUUGGUGCAGUGACAAAGUCAUUGAAAAUAAGGUGCUUGCUUCAAUGAAUGUUCUGGAUAGUCACAAAGACAAUGUUCUCCAAUACCCAUGGUCCGAUCGCCUCAAAACCAAGAAGGACGUCAUCCAAUCCACGUACCGUCCGAAACGCGAGCAGCUCAAAGUCAAGCCGGACGUCCGGCUGUCCGACUUCCUAGCGGCUCGGACAUCGCUGCUUCAAGUUGAGAAAACCUCCAGCGUAUCUGUCCGGAAGAACACAAGAAGUGAUGUCAAUAAAGUUGUCAUAGGACAGGUUCCCGACAGAGGAGGGAGGCCAAACGAACAACAGCCUCCACCUCCAGAAAUGCCUUCGUGGCAGCAGCGGACUGCGGGCCCUCAGGUAUACGGGAUUCAUCAUCAUCAUCAUCUUCCUCCUACUAAUAUGAUGACAGAAUUUAAGGAUUUACCCCAGGAAGGCACCCACGGCGAAGAAUCUAGACCGCUCUUUCCCGCGUAUUCUGGAGACAAAGGAUGCCAAAAGUCAGCUUCAAAGGACCUUGCCAAACUCGUACAAAUACCGACCGCUUCACCGAGUGAUCUUCCGACCACUUUACCGAGUGACCUACCGACCACUUCACCGAGUGACCUACCGACCGCUUCAUCGAAUGACUUACCGACCGCUUCACCGAGUGAUCUACCGGAUCGCUUCACCGAGUGA
This is a messenger RNA of Ostrinia furnacalis (Asian corn borer), 1900 nucleotides long. Its product is annotated as protein FAM98A-like. NCBI's taxonomy places the organism in Eukaryota, Metazoa, Arthropoda, Insecta, Lepidoptera, Crambidae. The transcript is spliced from 8 exons. Bases 74 to 1900 code for a protein of 608 amino acids. Gene Ontology annotation, cellular component: tRNA-splicing ligase complex. The record is from RefSeq and is a predicted model, not a curated record.